Molecule: messenger RNA, 2180 nt
Organism: Rhododendron vialii
Lineage: Eukaryota; Viridiplantae; Streptophyta; Magnoliopsida; Ericales; Ericaceae
Product: probable indole-3-acetic acid-amido synthetase GH3.1
Exons: 3
Coding region: 139-1923 (594 amino acids)
Cellular component (GO): cytoplasm
Molecular function (GO): acid-amino acid ligase activity
Source: RefSeq, a predicted model, not a curated record
CCUCUCGACUCCAAACCACACCCUCCAUCUUCACAUCCUCUCUCUCUCUCUCUCUCUCUCUUGAUAACCACCAAAUCCACAUCUACAAACUCUCUCUCUCUCUCUCUCUCUCUCUGAAACUCAAUUUUUCUCGCUACAAUGGCUGUUGAUUCGGCAUUGGAAUCUCCUCUGGGUCCGGCGGCGUGUGAGAAGGAUGCGAAGGCGCUUCGGUUCAUCGAAGAGAUGACUCGAAACGCGGAUUCGGUUCAAGAGAAGGUUUUGGGCGAGAUACUGAGCCGGAACGCCAAAACGGAGUAUCUCCAGCGAUUCAAUCUCUUUGGGGCGACCGAUCGGGAGACCUUCAAAUCCACGAUUCCGAUGGUUAAGUACGAAGAUCUUCAACCUGAUAUUCAAAGGAUCGCUAACGGCGACCGUUCCGCUAUCUUGUCGGCUCAUCCCAUCUCUGAAUUCCUCACAAGCUCUGGGACUUCAGCCGGUGAAAGAAAGCUCAUGCCCACCAUUAAGGAAGAGUUGGACCGUCGUCAGCUGCUAUACAGCCUUCUCAUGCCUGUGAUGAACCUCUAUGUUCCGGGUUUGGACAAGGGCAAGGGGCUGUACUUCUUGUUUGUGAAGUCCGAAACAAAGACCCCGAGCGGGCUUCUGGCUCGUCCGGUUCUCACAAGCUACUACAAGAGCGAACACUUCAAGACCCGACCCUACGACCCAUACAACGUCUACACCAGUCCGAACGAAGCGAUUCUCUGCUCCGACUCGUUCCAGAGCAUGUACACCCAGAUGCUGUGCGGCCUUCUGGAGCGCCAACAAGUCCUCCGCGUCGGGGCCGUGUUUGCCUCGGGCCUGCUCCGCGCCAUCCGGUUCCUCCAACUCAAUUGGCCCGAACUCGCCCACGACAUCCGCACCGGAACCCUCAACCCAAAAAUUACCGACCCGUCACUCCGGGAAACCAUGUCUAGGAUGCUAAAAUCCGACCCGGAUCUCGCGGACUUUGUUACGGAGGCGUGCUCAAGGGACAAUUGGGAGGGAAUCAUCACUAGAAUUUGGCCCAACACAAAGUACUUGGACGUGAUUGUUACCGGGGCUAUGGCCCAGUACAUUCCGACCCUCGACUACUACAGCUGCGGUUUACCCAAGGCUUGCACCAUGUACGCUUCGUCGGAGUGCUAUUUCGGGCUCAAUCUAAACCCCAUGUCGAAACCCUCGGAAGUCUCGUACACCAUCAUGCCCAACAUGGCCUACUUCGAGUUCCUGCCCCACGACCCCAACUCAUCAACCGCGUCGCGGAAACUCGUCGACCUCGCUGACGUGGAAGUGGAAAAGGAAUACGAGCUCGUGAUCACCACCUACGCGGGGCUGUGCCGGUACCGAGUCGGCGAUAUCCUCCGGGUCACCGGGUUCCACAACUCAGCCCCGCAGUUCCACUUCGUCCGCCGGAAGAACGUGCUGCUCAGCAUCGACGCGGACAAGACUGACGAGGCCGAGCUGCAGAAGGCGGUGGACAACGCCUCCGAGCUGCUGCGCGAGUUCAAGACGAGCGUGGUCGAGUACACGAGCUUCGCCGACACUAGGACGAUCCCGGGUCACUACGUGAUCUACUGGGAGCUGCUUGUAAAGGAGUCGGAGGAGUCACCGGACGAUGACGUGCUGAGCAAGUGCUGUUUAGCUAUGGAGGAGUCGCUCAACUCGGUGUACAGGCAGGGCCGGGUCGCGGACAACUCCAUCGGGCCGCUGGAGAUACGGGUGGUCAAGAGCGGGACGUUCGAGGAGCUCAUGGAUUAUGCCAUAUCGAGAGGGGCGUCCAUUAACCAGUAUAAGGUGCCGAGGUGUGUUAGCUUCACUCCCAUCAUGGAGCUGCUCGACUCGAGAGUGGUGUCGGCCCAUUUUAGUCCGGCAUUGCCGCAUUGGACUCCGGAACGCCGCCGGUGACCGUGGACCUCUUCGUCAACAAAAAGAUUCCUCGAUCAGUUCAAAAAAACAAAUGAAAAGAUUCCUUGUGGUGUUUACGUCUUGUUUGUUUGGUUCGUUUAAUUUUCUUUGUGAUCCAAUUUUUUUUUUUCCCUUGUUAAUUAGUAGCUUUAGAUCGUAGGUACGUACGUUGUAAAGAUGUAACUGUACGUUUAGUGCAUGUUAUUACGUAUCUGUUAAAGUGGUUUCACGAAUGAUAUGCUAAUUAAUUGUUCUUU